Molecule: messenger RNA, 906 nt
Organism: Ixodes scapularis (black-legged tick)
Lineage: Eukaryota; Metazoa; Arthropoda; Arachnida; Ixodida; Ixodidae
Product: junctional adhesion molecule A-like
Exons: 2
Coding region: 160-516 (118 amino acids)
Biological process (GO): axon guidance; homophilic cell-cell adhesion; dendrite self-avoidance
Cellular component (GO): plasma membrane; axon
Molecular function (GO): cell-cell adhesion mediator activity
Source: RefSeq, a predicted model, not a curated record
UCGCACGGGCUCGAUUUUCACGCGCUCUUUAAACGUUUAAACGGUGUUUCGCGCUGAGCUUGAAGCAACGGACGCCACGUGGCGCCAGCUGUCCGUCGUCAUGAACCUCCCAGUGACCUCUUGCGGACUCUUGCGUCGCCAGUGACAGAGCGUACAACAAUGGAAGCGAUCAUACUCACCGUUCUCGCUGCGUCCAGCUUCUCGCUAGUCGCUGCUUCAGAUGCACCGAAGCUCCAGGAAUUAGUUUUUCCAAAGACUACCGCGCUGGGAGAGUCAGUGUCGGUGUCGUGUGCAGCCAGUAAGGGCACCAGGCCCAUGACAUUCGCGUGGCUCAAGGACGGCGUCCCCGUGGUCAGCUCUGCUCGCGUUAUCACCAGCAGCGUUGCCGACAACGUUGCUCUGCUCGUCAUUAACAAAUUGGCGGCUCUCGACGUCGGAAACUACAGCUGCGUCGCUCGCAAUGCUCGGGGAGAAGACAGGGUUACCGCGACGUUGACCGUCAAGGGUAACCGCUAACAGAAAAACGAUUUCCUUAAUGCCGAUGGCGAAGGAAGGAAGGAAGGAAGGGGUCCACGGACACACCGUUCGUGAAACAAUCGUAUUGUGCUCAUACACCAACUCUCUGACCUCACGCCACAGCGGUGGCACUGCGCAUGCGCAGAACUUGGGCUUGUUUUUCGGCAGGGUGUUGGUGCAUAGACCUCAGGGUGCGGUUGUAGUUCGCAUGUGUGUCAGUCGUCACCAAGACCAUUACGAUGUCUGUAGAACCACAGAAGCAUUUUUUGCUUUGUUUUGUUUUGGUCCGAGAUAGAGUUCUGGCUUCAGAUGGCGCCACGGCCGUCCAAGGCUUCAAUUACCACAUCCACCUUAAAAUGCUAUCUUGGUACCUUUAUUGUACUCAACACG